AUGCCGGCUCUGCCAGCACUGCUGCUGUCGAUUUACGUCGUCGUCCUGCUGCUGACCAUGGCACCGCUCUCCUUCAGCCAGGCCAACACCCUCUCUGCCGUCCGCAUGGCGGCCAUUUUGGAUGACCAGUCAACGUGCGGCCGUGGUGAGCGUCUGGCGCUGGCUCUGGCGAGGGAGAACAUCAACAGUCUGAUCGAGGGCCCCUCCGAGGCCAGGGUGGAGGUAGACGUCUACGAGCUGAUCAAGGACUCCCAGUACGACACCACUGAGACCAUGUGUCAAAUCCUGCCAAAGGGUGUGGUCUCAGUGAUUGGCCCCGCCUCCAGUCCUGCCUCAGGGUCUACCAUCAGUCACAUCUGUGGAGAGAAAGAGAUUCCUCACGUGAAGAUCGGUCCGGAGGAGACGCCAAAGCUGCCGUACCUCCGCUUCGCCUCGGUCACCCUCUACCCAAGUAACGAGGACCUGAGCCUCGCCAUCGGCUCCAUCCUGCGCUCCUUCGGCAACCCGACGGCGAGCCUCGUCUGCGCCAAGGCGGAGUGCCUGCUGCGAUUGGAGGAGCUGGUCCACCGCUUCCUCAUCUCCAGGGAGACGCUGUCGGUGCGGAUGCUGGAUGACAGUCUGGACCCGACCCCCCUGCUGAAGGAGAUCCGUGACGACAAAGUGGCGACCAUCAUCAUUGACGCCAACGCCUCCAUCUCCUACCACAUCCUCAGGAAGGCCAGCGAGCUGGGGAUGACGUCAGCCUUCUACAAGUACAUCCUCACCACUAUGGACUUCCCUCUGCUCCGGCUGGAUGAUGUGGUGGACGGCCAGUCCAACAUCGUGGGCUUCUCUAUGCUGAACAGCAGCCAUUCCUUCUACCUGGAGUUCAUCAGGAGCCUGAACCUGUCCUGGAGGGAAGGCUGCAGCAUCAGCCCGUACCCUGGCCCGGCGCUGUCUUCGGCGCUGAUGUUCGACGCCGUUCACGUGGUGGUGAGCGCCGUGCGAGAGCUGAACCGCAGCCAGGAGAUCGGAGUGAAGCCGCUGAGCUGCACCUCCCCGCUGAUCUGGCAGCACGGGACCAGCCUCAUGAACUACCUGAGAAUGGUGGAGUAUGACGGUCUGACGGGUCACAUAGAGUUCAACAGCAAAGGCCAGAGGACCAAUUACACCCUGAAGAUCCUGGAGAAGCACCCUGGGGGCCAUAAAGAGAUCGGUACCUGGUACUCCAACAACACGCUGAUCAUGAACUCAACUUCUCUGGACCUCAACGCCUCAGAGACACUGGCCAACAAGACGUUGAUCGUCACCACUAUACUGGAAAACCCGUACGUGAUGCGUAAAUCCAACUAUCAGGACUUCCAGGGAAACGACCAGUAUGAAGGCUUCUGUGUGGACAUGCUGCGGGAGCUGGCCGACAUCCUGAAGUUCUCCUUCAAAAUAAAGCUGGUGGACGACGGCCUGUAUGGAGCGCCAGAGCCCAACGGGAGCUGGACGGGGAUGGUGGGAGAGCUCAUCAACCGGAAAGCCGACCUGGCCGUCGCUGGUUUCACCAUCACCUCAGAGAGAGAGAAAGUGAUUGACUUCUCCAAACCCUUCAUGACCCUGGGGAUCAGUAUCCUCUACCGGGUCCAUCUGGGUCGUAAGCCGGGUUACUUCUCCUUCCUGGAUCCGUUCUCUCCGGCUGUCUGGCUCUUCAUGCUGUUGGCGUACCUCGCUGUCAGCUGUGUCCUCUUCCUCGCCGCCAGACUCAGCCCAUACGAGUGGUACAACCCUCACCCGUGCCUGCGGGAGCGGCGGGACGUCCUGGAGAACCAGUACACACUGGGGAACAGUCUGUGGUUCCCGGUGGGCGGCUUCAUGCAGCAGGGAUCAGAGAUCAUGCCCCGCGCUCUGUCCACUCGCUGUGUCAGCGGAGUCUGGUGGGCCUUCACCCUCAUCAUCAUCUCGUCCUACACAGCCAACCUGGCGGCCUUCCUGACCGUGCAGAGGAUGGAGGUCCCCAUCGAGUCCCCAGACGAUCUGGCGGACCAGACCAACAUCCAGUACGGGACCAUCCAUGGAGGAUCCACCAUGACCUUCUUCAUGAACUCGCGGUACCAGACGUACCAGCGGAUGUGGAACUACAUGUACUCCAAGCAGCCCAGCGUGUUCGUGAAGAGCACCGAGGAGGGCAUCGCCAGAGUCCUAAACUCCAAGUACGCCUUUCUGAUGGAGAGCACCAUGAACGAGUACUACCGCAGUCUCAACUGUAACCUGACGCAGAUCGGAGGGCUGCUGGACACCAAAGGCUACGGCAUCGGCAUGCCUCUGGGCUCUCCGUUCAGAGACGAGAUCACUCUGGGGAUCUUACAGCUGCAGGAGAACAACAGGCUGGAGAUCCUGAAGAGACGCUGGUGGGAGGGGGGGCAGUGUCCCAAAGAGGAGGACCACCGAGCCAAAGGUCUGGGUAUGGAGAACAUCGGGGGGAUUUUCGUGGUCCUGAUCUGUGGCCUCAUCAUCGCCGUCUUCGUGGCCAUCAUGGAGUUUGUGUGGUCGACGCGGCGCACCGCAGAGACGGACGAGGUAAACCUUCAUCAUCACCCUCCUCCUCCUCCUCUUCCUCCCUCGUCCUCCUCCUCCUGCCCCGCCCCCGGCCUCAGCAUCAGCCCAAACUCCUCAGUGUCCGUCUGUCAGGAGAUGCUCACAGAGUUCAGAAACGCCGUCUCCUGUAAGAAGAGUUCUCGCUCCCGCCGCCGUCGUCCUCUGAGCAGCGCUGGAGGCGGAGUCCUGCGUCACCCAUCCCGUCUGGCCCUAGCUGCCCCUCGUCCGAUCCGCCUGGUCCGUGACAUGCGUCUCAGCAACGGCAAACUGUACAGCGGCGCCGGCCCUCUGACAGGUGGCCCGCCGGGGCUGGGACUAGGUGGAGGCCCUGAUUUGGGCCCGGGCCCACAGAGGCUCCUGGAGGACCCACUAGGAGCCAACAUCACAAACAAUCCAGCAUCAGCCCUCGUGGCUCCGCCCGCCCCACCGCGCAGCUUCCUGCAGGCGUGCAGCCACGUGAGGAUCUGUCAGGAGUGCCGGCGGAUUCAGAGCCUUAGGCCCGCGUCGCUCACGCCUCCCCCUCCUCCUCCUCCCUCCUCUUCCUCCUCAGCCUCCUCGUGUUCUCGAGUCCCUCCCUCCGCACCGAUGUCGGCUCAACACCGCCACAACCUCCACCACCACCUCCACUACCACCACGGCUCCAUGUCACUGCCCCGCCUCCCACCACCGCCUCCUCCCAUCCCAGCAGACAGAGCUGACAGUGACGGGGGCGGGACGGCGGGAAGUCCAAGAGGAGCCAAUACCAAACCACCUCCACCGCCCCGGCCGCUGCCCCCUCCAAAGACGCCAACACGCCCGCCUACAGACUUACUAGGAGGGCACGACUGA
Molecule: messenger RNA, 3390 nt
Organism: Cheilinus undulatus (humphead wrasse)
Lineage: Eukaryota; Metazoa; Chordata; Actinopteri; Labriformes; Labridae
Product: glutamate receptor ionotropic, kainate 5-like
Exons: 19
Coding region: 1-3390 (1129 amino acids)
Biological process (GO): synaptic transmission, glutamatergic; monoatomic ion transport; modulation of chemical synaptic transmission
Cellular component (GO): presynaptic membrane; kainate selective glutamate receptor complex; postsynaptic membrane
Molecular function (GO): transmitter-gated monoatomic ion channel activity involved in regulation of postsynaptic membrane potential; kainate selective glutamate receptor activity
Source: RefSeq, a predicted model, not a curated record